CUAUUUCUUGCCGGUAUAAUGGCCUCUCGGUUGCCUACCUCAUCUUCCUGCUCCUGGUGCCACUGUUUUCCGAGCCCACGGCCAUUACAAUGCAAGGGCACACAGGAUGUCUACUCAAAGCCUUGACUUCCACCAGCUUCAUCUUUUUGCUGCUGCAUCUGGGAUCUCAAGUGAUGUUCCAUUACAUUCCAAGCAAUGGUCCGGUUUGGGAGAAUGUACUCUGGCACAUCGGAGUAAUCAGGUUGACUGAAGUCGAUAUCGGAAAUGCCAUUCGUCUGGUUUUUCCAGACAUUGGAAUAUUUAUCGGAAGCUUGGCUGCUUUUCUUAUCUGCAAGAGCCUUUUGAUUAAUGCAGGCUCACAGAAUGGAGCCCAGAAUUUGUCUCCUACUGAGGACAAGGAGGAGGGGGAAGAAAUCGAAUCUGAAGAAGAGACUGAUUCUGAGAUGGACUCUGAGGAAGAGGAGGCCGAGAAAUUGGGACAAGACAAAGCAGGAAAGAAGCCAAACAUCACUCAUAAACUGGCUGCUCUGAUGGUGGCGAUUAAAGAGAUGAUUGGACAUCUGAUAAUGAAAGCAGGAAAAGCUAUUUUAAUUAUUCUGCUUUGUUUCGCAGGUAUUGUGCACCCAUCUCUCAUCUCAGCAGUCUACUUCUUCACGUUCCUGGGACUGUGCUCCUGCUGGGCAUGUGGGCGUGUUUUCAGCCUGUUCUUCUUCAAGCGCUUGUGUCUUUUGAUGAUGUUCAUCAGCGGAGGACACCUGACUACAAUCUACCUUUACCAGUUGCCUGCAUUUCAGGAGCAGCUUCCACCUGACCAGGUUCAAAUGAGGUUGCUUGGAAUGACAGCUAUCAUCAAAACCAAUAUGUCGGCACCAUGGUGUCUGAUGACUCACCAUGGGCUGCAAUGGCCUGCCAUUUUGAACCCCAUCAUACUCCUGGUUCUGUACUACACCAUGGCAACCAUCAUUCGGCAACUGUUCCUCAGUGAGACCGGGACUGAUCUUCCAGAAGUGGAGGUUUAUACCAUCGAAAACUCAUCAGAACAGGCCAACGUGGAAGCCAACUUGCAGAAUGUCGAAAGUGAUGGCAACGAGGGGAACAAUAACUGUCUGCCAGUCCAGAUGUACAGCUCCCCAGAAUACACUCAGCAAUCCUCUAGUACUGAAACCUUCACAGAGAUGGAAAUAAAAGAUGAAGAUUCUGGGAACCCACCCAGCAACAUGACGAUCAUUAGCCAUUUCAUAAUGCAUCAGAGUUACAUCUGUGCACUCAUAUUCAUGAUGAUCUGGAGCAUUACUUACAUUAGCUGGAUGACCUUUGUCCUUUUGAUCUGGUCCUGUGUGAUCUGGAUGUUACGAGACAGUCAGCGAUGGGCAAAACUGAGCUCUCCCUUUCUGACGGUUUAUGGGAACUUGCUGUUAACUCAGCAGUUCAUUACAGGCUUGGAGCUGACUGAGGCUGAGCUCUUCCCCACAAUCUCUAAUACUGUCCUGAUCGACUUUGACCUGAAGCAUUCAAACACACCGUGCAUUCACCUCGGUGCUAAGGUCAUCUACACUUUCACCUUUUGGCUUUUACUGCGUCAACACUUGACCGAAAAAGAGGAAAUGAGAAAAAGAAUGCAUAUAUCACUAAGUGAGAUCAACAUUCAGGGGACAGAGAGUACACAGAUAGACGGGACUUCGAUGGCAGUGCUUGGAUCUGUGGUGAAGGGAUUUUUGAUAAAGUACUGGAUCUACUUCUGCACAGCCAUGUUUAUCAUUAUUAGUUUCCAUGGCAGAGUCGUGGUAUAUAAAAUACUUUAUAUCGUGCUGUUUCUCUUCUGUGUGGCAUUGUAUCAGGUACAUUAUGAUUGGUGGCGCCAAAUCCUGAGGUAUUUCUGGAUCACUGUUGUGUCAUAUUCAAUGCUGGUGCUCAUCACAAUCUACACCUAUCAGUUUCAAACUGUGUCUUGGCUCUUUCAGCAGAAAAUGGGGAUGUCGGAGGACAGUUUGAAAGACCUGGGCUUGGAGCAGUAUGACACUGCUGAACUGUUUGCUAAUAUGUCACUUCCUGCGACCUUCCUCCUGGCCUGUAUCCUCCAGCUGCAUUACUUCCAUGAUCACUUCCUCAACCUGACAGACUGGAAGCAUGUCAGUCCCAGGCAGGAUGAUCUCAUCAAUAGGUUGAAUAACAAACGCAGUAACAGAAUUCACGGCAGCCUUUACACCUUAGAGAAACUCGGCUUUGAACCGAAGGAGUCAAUCUUGGCGCAGGAGACGGGCACGGAUAUAAAAGGUAACUUUCAACUCACUGUGAUCAACGAACAUGAUUUGGAUUUCGAAGACAAACUUGCACACAUUUGUAGCCACAGCUCCCUGGUUCGAUGCAGGAAAGCAGGAUAUCCAAAUCCCUGGAGCAUGGUGAUUGACAGAUUGACUACCUUAUUUUUACGUUUUCUGGAAAAACUGCAUAAAGUCCAAGUCUGGGUGUGGAGAUUCCUGGAACUGCACAUCAUCAAGAUGGUCUCCUCCUUUAUUAUCUGGAUCACAUUAAAGGAGGUCUCCUUGAUGAACUACCUUUUCCUUAUCGUCUGGGUGUUUGCAUUACCCUAUUCCUCAUUCCGUCCACUGGCAUCCAGCAUUUCAACAGUGUGGGCCUGUGUCAUGAUUGUCUGUAAAAUGAUGUACCAGCUCAAGGUUGUUAAAUUAUCCACAUUUUCUUCAAAUUGCACACUGUCUACCAGCGUAUACAGGAAUGGAAGUCAAGAGCUGCUGUCCACAUCUGCUCUAUACGCUGGUCCUAUAGACCCCACGUAUUGGUAUGGAGCACUGAAGAAAUGUGAAGAUGAUGUCUUGCCCUGUCUGAAGAACCAUUUGAUCAUCUUGGGUUUACUGGUGUUUGAAAUGACUGUUUAUCGCCAUCAACAAUACUACAGGCUCCACAAUGGGCUCAAGACUCCUUUAACAGGAACCCUACUUGACAAUAUUACACGGCUCCAUUUGGAUGACGGGCUGCUGAACUGCAUCAAAUAUUUCACAAACUACUUCUUUUACAAGUUUGGGCUGGAGCUCUGCUUCAUGGCAGCCAUACACCUCAUUGGGCAGCGCAUGGACUUGUACUCUGCGAUCCACGCCUUGUGGCUAAUUGUGGUUCUUUGCAGACGCCGGAGAAAGGCCAUUGCUGAGAUAUGGCCCAAAUACUGCUGCUUCGUUGCCUGUAUCAUUCCCUUCCAGUACCUGCUGUGCAUCGGGAUACCUCCCUCUCUCUGCAAAGAUUAUCCCUGGAGGUCCACUCUUGGAUUGAGCUCCAAUCUCAUUAAGUGGCUCUAUCUGCCAGACUUCAUAAAGAGACCCAAUUCAAUUUUCCUAAUGUAUGACUUCAUGCUGCUGUUAUACAUAUCGAUGCAGUGGCAAGUGUUUGAAGAUGAGAACACAGCAGCAAUACGGAUGAUUGCGGGGGACAAUGUUGAAAUCAGCCGUUCCCUAGAUACAGCCACAGUUUAUCAGUAUAUUCCUGUCGCCAACUUCCUAUACUGCAGAUCAUACUUGGACAUGUUGAAGGUGGUUGUGUUCAGCUACUUGUUCUGGUUUGUGCUGUGUCUAAUCUUCAUCACUGGGACAAGCAGGAUCAACAUCUUCUGUAUGGGUUACCUGGUGGCCUGUUUCUACUUCAUGUUCUUCGGAGGACAGCUGCUCCUAAAACCAGUCAAGGUUAUCCUCAGGCGCUGGGACUACCUGAUAGGCUACACUAUCCUGGUGAUUGUGACAAAGAAUGUAUUUGCAAUUGGCUCCUGUGUCUACUUGAAGAGUUUGCUUGAGAAGAGCUGUUGGGUAGUACAGACAUUCGGCAUGGCCUGCACGAUCAAAGAUUACAAUCUCCCAAAUAAAGAUGACUUGCUUGAAAGCUGUGAGGUUCCAAAUAAGCAGGCAGGCAUUAUUUGGGACAGUACCUGCUUCCUCUUCCUGCUAGCCCAGAGGAGGGUCUUCCUGAGUUACUACUUCCUACAUGUUGUGGCAGACCUAAAGGCUUCCAAACUGCUGGCAGCAAGAGGAGCUGAACUAUUUGAAGCUAAAGUUAAGAAAGGAGUUACAGCAAGACUAGAGAAAGAGAGGUUAUCCAUGGAGAUGCUGAAAAAACAGAUGGAAAGGAUCAGGGCCAAACAGAAACACCAACGAAUGACAACACUCGUGCCAAAACCUGCUGAGACUUCAUAUAGAAUCAGUCGGCUCGAAGCAGAGAAUCAGGGAGUAUGUUCAGCUGAUGGUAAAGACAGAGCAGAAGGUGACAUGGAGAAGUGGUGGAAGCCCUGGGUAACUCAUUCCUCAAUGAUCCAUAGCGGGGAUUACUAUCUAUUUGACACUGACAGUGAGGAUGAAGCGAAGGAUGAAACUGGAACAGUUAAAGAUGAAACCGUAAAAACCUCAGCAUUCCAGUUUGCUUACAUAGCCUUAGUCAAAGACUCUAAAGCAGCAGUUGAGGAAAAACACAAGGAGCUGAAGCAGGCAAAGAAAGCACAGAGGAUGAAAGAAGAUGUGGAGCAAAGAAAUCGACAAGAUUUAAACAGAGCUGACUCCAGUGAAGAUGAACUGGAUGCUUCGAGUGUGCAGGAUCCGGAUAAUUUCAUCAAGCGGAGCGUGAACAUCCUGACCUUCACUUGGAUGUUUGUCCAAGCAUUGCUUGAUGGACUGAUUGAGCUUCUGAACUCCAUCUCCAAGGAUUAUAUUGAUAUCUCCGCUGUGCUGAGCUUUGAGAGGUCCAUUUUAAGAAGAGAAUUAAAACAGGGAAAGCUUUCAAACCAGGAGACCAUUCAUCAUUUUUACAAUGUCAAACUAAAAUGUCAAGCUCCCUGUAAUCCUGAUGGUGCCUUGGAGAGAGAUGAGUCAAUGGAAGGAGAGCAAGCGUCAACCUCGAGCUAUCACAAAAUGGCCAGCUUUGAUUCGAUGUUAUCCAGAGACAGCAGUGUGUCCAGUUGCAACACUGAAGUCACCAUAGUGUCCUUGAAGCCCACAUCCAGUGACUGUGCUGAUGAUGUUGAGGAACCAGUGUCUGUGGUCCCAAAACCCAGCAAUCGCAACCGGUGGAGAUUGCAGAAGACGCUCAACAUUGACAUCCCCUCCUCACUGGACUGUGAGCCUCCAAGUACAUUGAUCCAGUGUGCCAGGUCGAGUAACUGGCAGGGAACCACAGAAACCAUUGAGGAAGAGGCAGAUGAAGAGGUCGUUAAAGACAUUAUAACUCCACAAUCCUACCACCCACCGUCCUACAAUGCAGUAGCAAACAGCUACAAUUGUCUUGACCUCUCUGAGGAGAACGUGUCUAUGGAAUCGGAUGAGGAGACGUCAAAAAUGGACCAUUAUAAUCCUCUUAGCUGUGAGACUCAUCUCCUAACAGCAAGCGAUCUACUUCUGAACAAGGUGUUCCAUGAUGUGGAACUGGAGGAGUCAGACAAAUUCUACCGCAGUUUGCCGCCUCUCCUGAAGCUGCUGUUCGCCCUCUAUAAUACCAUGGUGUCCCAGUCAGACAUGUUGUGCUACUUUGUAAUGAUCCUCAACCAUAUGGUCUCCGCUUCAGUGCUCACCAUGGUCCUACCCAUCCUUGUCUUCCUCUGGGCAAUGCUGUCAGUGCCGAGACCCAAGAAGCGGUUCUGGAUGUUGGCUAUCCUGUACACCGAGAUCACUGUUGUUGUAAAGUACUGCUUUCAAUUUGGAUUCUUCCCGUGGACCAGCACCUCCUAUCGAAUGUAUUACUUUAAUCAGCCAUUCUACCUUCCCAACAUCAUUGGCAUUGAGAAAAAAGAUGGUUAUGUGCACUAUGACCUUAUCCAGUUGCUUGCUCUGUUCCUACAUAGGUCAAUCCUCAAGUGCCAUGGUCUGUGGGAUUCCCAUGAUGCAGUGAAGGAGCAGCAUUUUGAGAAGAUGCACAAACAAAGGGACCAUCAGAACCUGGGAGAGACACAGGAGGGCAAAGAGAGCAAGCAAACAGUGAGCUUGCAGGACACUGAACAGGGCCCAGACAGGAAAAACAGUUCCAGGCAAUCAUCAGAAAGAGUAAAAGCUCCAAAGAGAUCCAGAAAAAAGAAAAGGGAAUCCCCAAAAGCGGGGAAACGAUUCAGAGAAACUGUCAAGGAGCAGAUCAGAGAAAAGGCACAGAUGGCGAAAAGAUACAUCACUGUCAUAGCUCUUCAAAUCUACCUGCCCAUUAAAGAAUUCUUCUACAACAUCAUCCAUCCUGAAUAUAAUGCAGUGUGUGAUGUCUACGCAUUAAUGUUUCUCAUUGACGUCAUUAACUUCAUCAUCACCAUUUUUGGAUAUUGGGCAUUUGGAAGACACACAGCUGUGGCUGACAUCACAGAAUCCCUCUCAGAGGAUCAGGUGCCCCAAGUGUUCCUCGUGAUGGUAUUGGUUCAGUUUGCCACCAUGGUGGUUGACCGUGCUCUCUACCUCAGGAAGACCGUCAUGGGGAAGGUUGUCUUUCAGGUUGUCAUGGUGCUUGGGAUCCAUUUCUGGAUGUUCUUCAUCCUCCCUGGGGUGACUGAAAGGAGGUUUAACCAAAACCCAGUCGCUCAGCUUUGGUACUUUGUUAAAUGCAUUUACUUCGGUUUAUCAGCAUAUCAGAUCAAGUGUGGCUAUCCCAACAGAGUGCUUGGCAACUUCUUAACUAAGAGCUACAACUACAUCAACCUCUUCCUCUUUCAAGCGUUCCGUCUGGUGCCUUUUCUGACAGAGCUAAGGGCAGUAAUGGAUUGGGUAUGGACAGACACCACACUCAGUAUCUCCAGCUGGAUUUGUGUGGAGGACAUUUACGCUAACAUCUUCAUCCUGAAAUGCUGGAACGAGUCGGAGAAGAGAUACCCGCAGGCAGCUGGUCAGAAGAAGAACAUGCUGGUUAAAUAUGGAAUGGGUGGCCUCAUCAUCAUCUCAUUGAUCUGCAUCGUGUGGUUCCCACUGCUCUUUAUGUCAUUGGUCAAAUCUGUAGCUGGAGUGAUCAAUCAGCCUCUGGACGUCUCCAUCAAGAUCAGUAUUGGUGGCUAUGAGCCAUUAAUCUCAAUAGUGCUACAGCAGCAUCUGUUACUUCUGCCCACCAGUGUGGGACAUUCAGAAUGUAUUCACUCGUUUCCAUCCCCACAGUCCGCAAUGCAGUUUUUAGUGAACUACAUGCCAGAAGACAUCAUCGUGGCUCACAUCAAGAGUGACGCAAACCUCCUGUGGAGCAUCAGCCCGGCCAGUCUCAAGGCGAUGAAAGAAGAACUUGCCAAUUCUUCCCAGAUUUACGUACAUCUCCAGUGGACCAUUCUGAGGAAUGCUUCCCUUCUGAUGAACCCUGAAGCGUUUGGUAAACACACAGUGGUCUGUACAGACAGGGAAGUGAGAGAGGAGCUGGUUCAGCUGCUGGAAGGAGCAUGUGACAAGUCCGUGGUCAUAAAGGAAUUGCUCCCAAAAUACAUUCGAGCAACACAUCGACCUGAAGCGAUACCAGCUUUCCGGCUUCGAGCAGGUUUUCCCAGUGCUGACAAAGAGAGGCUGGUGCUGUUCAGGAACAUCUCGCUGCAGAUGGAGGAGGAGCUCAGGGCACACAACACAUCGCACGCAAAGAUAAGGUGGUGGAAUGUCAAGGAAUGUGACCCAGAGUGGCCUAGUCAGGGCUGUAGCAACAUGGAGCUCAUCAUCUUCAAUGACAAAGUCAGCCCCUCGAGUCUGGGUUUCCUUGCUGGAUAUGGGAUCAUCGGCCUGUAUCUGUCUGUAGUGCUGGUCAUUGGAAAGUUUGUUCGAGAAUUCUUCAAAGGGAUCUCUCGCUCCAUCAUGUUUGAGGAGCUGCCCAAUCCUGACCGAAUCUUGAAGCUGUGCACUGACAUCUUCCUGGUGCGUGAGAUGGGCGAGUUAGAACUGGAAGAGCAGCUUUUUGCCAAAUUAAUCUUCCUUUAUCGCUCUCCUGAGACCAUAAUCAAGUGGACCCGUGAGAAGCAAGAGUGAAUAACAGUCAUGAGAAAUUAAACAUUUACACCCAAGAAAGGGUAUCUAUUCAACAUUAAGCUCAGGAAACCACAUGGCAGCCUUGGAUUCCAUUGAACCCUUUUGAAAAGCUCCCUCACUGAGACAGAAAGUCUGCAUGUUUAUUCAUUCUGCAAUGUAUUGAAUUUGAACUGUUUACACAAUUAUACACCUCAACAGUACUAAGUGGUGGCACAAGCUGGAACUGACAACUGGAAGCGGCAGAUUCAAACCACUACAAAUGUGGGAGGAAAGAUCACAGAAGCG
Molecule: messenger RNA, 8234 nt
Organism: Chiloscyllium plagiosum (whitespotted bambooshark)
Lineage: Eukaryota; Metazoa; Chordata; Chondrichthyes; Orectolobiformes; Hemiscylliidae
Source: RefSeq, a predicted model, not a curated record